Molecule: messenger RNA, 11204 nt
Organism: Gracilinanus agilis (Agile Gracile Mouse Opossum)
Lineage: Eukaryota; Metazoa; Chordata; Mammalia; Didelphimorphia; Didelphidae
Gene: GOLGB1
Product: golgin B1
Exons: 21
Coding region: 108-9884 (3258 amino acids)
Cellular component (GO): Golgi apparatus; cis-Golgi network; membrane
Source: RefSeq, a predicted model, not a curated record
ACCAGUGUGCUAAUUAUGAGGAAAAUUGUGGCUUUAUAUUUGACCAUAGUUUAAUUGCAGAAUUUUAAUUGUCAGGUGCCUUAAUUUUGACACUGGUCUUUGAAGAAAUGCUGAGCCGCCUGUCAGGAAUAGCAAAUACUGUUCUUCAGGAGUUAUCAGGGGAUGGCGCUGAUGGUGAUAUAGUGGAGCCUCCAAAUUCAGAACCAACACAAGAGCCUGACAUGGCACUUAAUGAUGGAACAAAUGAGGAUAUUCUGGAGCGAUUGGCCCACACAGAGCAACUAGUGGUACAGCUGAAGGAUGUCAUUCGAGAGAAAGAUAUUCAGUUACAACAAAAGGAAGUCACUUUAGAGGAAGAAAGAAAAGCAGCAGACAUGAAAAUGACAAAAUUGAAGCUUCAAGCCAAGGCCCGAUUAGCCUCCUUGAAUAAACGUAUGGAAGAAAUGAAGGCACAAGGAGGGAUGGUGUCAUCCCAAGAACCUCAGUCAGAGAAACAGCAACUCCCUAGGAUGUGUGACCCACCUCCUAAGGAAGAUCAAAUAGAAGGACUUGAAAUGCUGAAACAAAAACUCCAGGAGAAGGAAGAACUAAUUAGCAGCUUACAAAUCCAACUUAGUCAGGUGCAAGCAGAGCAAGCAGCACAGUUGAGUUCCAUGCAGGAGGUGGUCCGGGAGAAAGAUGCACGGUUUGAAUCACAAGUUCGUCUUCAUGAAGAUGAACUUCUUCAGUUAGUGACUCAGAAAGAGGUGGAGACAGAGAUGCAACAGACCCUAAGGACUCUACAAAGGAAGCUAGAGGAACAAGAGGAGGCCUUAUUAGGACGUGCUCAGGUGGUAGACUUACUCCAGAAGGAGCUAUCUGUUGCAGAGCAGAAAAAUCAGGUUCUCUCUGAACAGUUGCAGCAGUUAGAAGUUGAGCAAAAUACAUUAAAGACUGUACUAGAAACAGAGAGACAGGAGUCCAGGAAUCUGAUUGAAAAAUUGGAGCUUGAAGUGGCAGAAAAAAAAUUCUCAUUACACAGCCUAGAUGAAGAAACACGUUGUCUUUUGGAGAAAUUAGAGCAGGCAGACCAAACCCGGGCUGAAUUAGAAUCUCAGUGUAGUGCCUUGGAGCACAAGCUUAAAACAGCAAGAGAAGAGAAGGACUUUGAAAUUUUGUGUCUUCAAAAGAGUGAAAAAGAACUCCAGUCUGCUUGUGAGACCUUAAAGGUUCAAAAUGAAAAGCUUCUUCAAGAUAUUAAUCAGCAGGCAUUUCAGUCUGCCCAGACCAUUCAACAGCUAGAAGAUGAACUCCAGCAAAAAUCCAAAGAAAUUAGUCAAUCUCUGAUUGAACCAGUGUUGCAGAAAUCGGAAAUGGCCUCUCAGACCUCUGGCUCAGAUGAGAAUAGCCAGGCCCUCCAGGUAGAGUUAGAAGAGAAUAUUGCCUCUUUGCAGAAGAGAGUAGCAGAAUUGGAAGAGGAAAAAUGCACCUUGCUUCUCAGUACUGUGGAACUGGAGGAGCUAAAAAGUGAGAAUGAAAGACUACACUCUCAGGUUAUUCUUCUAGAUGCUCAGCGUGGAUUUGAAAUGGCUGGUGGAGAAGUAACAGUACAGCAGAGCACCACUGAUGAAAUCACCAAAAGCUGUACCAACAAAUCUACUGAGGAAAGUAGACAAGAAGACAGUUUAGAGAUCAUUGUUUCACAGAAACAUAAGUUGUCAGUUUUAUUGUCAGAAAUGAAAGAAGCCCAAGAAGAAAUUGCAUUCCUUAAAGGGCAGCUCCAGAUCACAAAGCCCAAUACUAACUUGAUUUCAGAGGCAGCACAGGAGGAAAUCAAGCAAGCAGAAGGUGAAGGAAUGAUAAUGAUUCAUGAAGGCACAGAAGGCACAGAACAGAGCUUUCCUUCAGUGCAAAGUGAAGCAUGCAGCACUGUUGUUAUUGAUGUGGAAAGGCCAGAAAACUCUUCACUUCAGAAUCAGAGCAGUAUGCCACCAGAGAUACCUGUCGUUCACAUUACCCAUGUUGGAGUACAAGUGGAAUCAGUAGAAGAAACUGGAAAAGAUUCCCUUUCUAUUGCUCAAGAUCUUAUUCUCUCUCUUCAAGAAGAAUUGAAAAGAUCAGAAGGACAUAUAUUGGAACUUGAAUCAAGUCUUCAGAAAGCAGAGGAAUCCUAUGAGAAAAGUUUAGGGGAGAAAGCUGAGGAAAUCAGUAAGCUAGUCCAGCUAAUAGAGGACUUUAAGAAAAAUGAGGAAAAGAAUAAGAGUGUACUCAGUGCUCUGUGUGAUGAGAGAGAUCACCUUUUGGUUCAAGUAAAAGAGCUUUCUAUCAUUACAGAACUAAAGGCACAAGUAAAGCAACUUGAAGAGAACCUUGUGGAGGCUGAAAAACAAAGAAUAUCUGAUUAUGAAAAUAAAACCACCCAUGAAAGCCUUUUAACUGAACAAAUUCAAAGUCUCAGCACAGAAUCAAAAUCAAAGGAUUUGAAAAUUGAAACUUUGCAGAAGGAAUUAGAUGAAGUGCAAAGCCAGCUUUCUGACCAGGGCACUCUAGUCAGAAAUUUGAAGAGUGACCUGCAAAAGAAAGAAAGCGAAAUGCUUGAUUUGGAAGAACGCAUAAGGAAUUCCUCAAACAAAAUGGAAGAGCUUUCCCAGACACUCUCCCAGAAGGAACUCGAGACAGCAAGAAUAGAUCAACUCUUGUUAGAGAAAACCAGGGUGGUAGAGACCCUUCAACAAGCCAUCGAAGAGAAGGAUCAACAGGUGACUGAAAUCAGUCUACGUAUGUCGGAGAAAAUGGUCCAACUCAAUGAAGAGAAAUUUUCUCUUGGGGUUGAAGUCAAAGCACUCAGAGAAAAGCUUAGUUCACUGCCCAUUCCUGAAGAAGGCAAGAAGGAGAAGGAAGCAAAAGAGAAAGAGGAAGAAUGUUCAAUUCUAAAACAUGAUGAGGAUGAUAAAGUAGUUUCAGCUCCAUUAGUAAAGAAUGAAGAACUUCAGAGUGAAUUGAAUCUUCUGAAGAAAGAAAGUGACCAGAUGAAGAGAAAGCUGCAAGCUGCUCUUAUUAACCGGAAAGAGUUAAUGAAGAAAGUCACUCAGUUAGAGAAAGAAUUGGCACAAGUGAAAAACGAGUCGAAGGAAGAGACCUCACUCUGUGAGUUGGGUAGUAUGGAAGCAACUCACCAAGGUAAAGAUGGGAAAACAAACACAGUAGAACCUGCCACUUCUGAAAGUCAGGAAACUGAAAUAUCUUUAAAUCAAAAGAUAUCUGAGAAAGAAUUAGAACUACAAAAUGUAAAGAGAGAUUUAGAAGAAAAGGUAGCCGCUGAAGAGCAGCUACAGGCAUUGAUCAAAGAGAUGAAACAGAGCUUGCAAGAUAAAUUAAGCCUCAUAGAUUUGCUUAAAGCUGAAAUUACUGAAAAUCAAAUUGUCAUCCAAAAACUAACCACUUCUAACAAGGACUCUGGAGAUGGAGACUCAGCCACACCCAUAAAAGAGACACUAGUGAUUAGCACAGCUAGUGCAGAAAGUGGCGAACACUGGAAACUAGAACUAGAAGACAGAAUUUUGAACCUUGAACAAGAAAAGGAACAACUCCAAAAGAAAUUACAGGAAGUGCUAGCCUCCCGUAAGGUGACUUUAAAAAAAGCACAGGAGAAAGACAGACAUCAUAGAGAGCAGUUAAAGCAACAGAAAGAUGAUUAUAACCUCUUACAAGAACGAUUUGAUGAACAGAGCAAAGAGAAUGAGAAUAUACGAGACCAGUUACGAGAACUGGAAACACGAGUAAGAGAGUCUACAAACAUUGGCUUAGCUGCAGAUGGUAACACCCAGGAAUUAGAUAUACCAUCUCAGAAUCUGAUGGGACCUACAUCCAAAGCCAAAGAACAGUGGCCUUCACAAAUGUCUUCAGAAUCUGGUUGGCACACAGAUUGGGUGGAGCAUUCAGGAGGCAAAAAUGACCUUCUUGAAGAAGACAGUUCAGUAGGCCUGCUUAGGGCUCAGCUCAAAGAACUACAGAUCCAGAAAGAAGAACUAGAAUUCAAAGUCAGCUCUACCAUAAAUGAUCUUUCUCUAAAAUCAGAAGAUGUAAUUAACUUACAAGAACAGAUAACAAAGCUACUUUUAGAGGCUGAAAAUCUUAAAGUAGCUGCGCAUGAGGCUGAAGCUCAGGCAACCAGGCUGAAACUAGAAUUGGAAAGCAGUCAAAUAGAAAUCAAAAGAUUAGAACAUUUUAGGGAAUUACAACCUGAACUAGAUGAACUGAAAAGUCUCAUGAACAAAAAGAAUGAAGAAAUUGAUCUCCUUCAUGUGCAAGUAACAGAAAAAGAUGAAAUCCUUGUUAGAGUGCAGACAGAGAUUGUGGAACAAGAGGAAUUGAUUAAGGCCUUGCAUGCACAGUUGGAAAUGCAAGCCAAAGAACAUGAAGAAAAAAUAAAACAGUUGCAAGUGGAGCUUUCUGAAAUUCAACGGAAACCAGAGGAGGUAGAAGAAGAAGCUAAAUCUAAGCAGCAAAUUCAGAGGAAACUCCAGGCUGCACUUAUCUCUAGAAAAGAGACACUGAAAGAAAGUAAGUGUCUUAAAGAAGAAUUGUCCUUGGCCAAAAAUAAUAUUGAGACUCUCACUAAGGCUCUGGCAGAUGCAGAGAGUCAAGUUUCUGCUCAUGGUAAAGAAAGGGAUGUAUUAUUAGACAGAUUGACUGUUCUUCAGGAGGAGAAAGAAAGACUUAUUGCAGAAGUAGAUAGAACUUUAUUGGAAAGCCAAAAUCUCAAUAGCUCUUGUGAAAGUCUGAAGCUAGCUCUUGAGGGUCUUACUGAAGAUAAGGAAAAACUAGUAAAGGAAAUUGAAUCUUUGAAAUGUACCCAGGUUGCUGAGAAUACUGAGUGGCAAGAAAAGCACAAGGAACUGCAAAAAGAAUAUGAAAUUCUUCUUCAGUCCUAUGAAAAUGUCAGUAAUGAGGCAGAACGUAUUCAACAUGUUGUGGAAACUGUGAGACAAGAGAAACAAGAACUGUAUGGUAAGUUAAAAAAUACAGAAACAAAGAAGAAAGAUACAGAAAAGCAGCUUCAGGAGGCAGAGCAGGAAAUGGAAGAAAUGAAAGAGAAGAUGAGGAAAUUUGCAAAAUCCAAACAGCAGAAAAUCCUUGAACUGGAAGAAGAGAAUGACCGCCUUCGAGCAGAGGUACAUCCAGCAGGUGAUGAAUCCAAAGAACCUACAGAAAUGCUUCAUUCCAGCCCCAAAUUGGAGGAGGAACUAGAGCAAAGUAAACUUCAGUAUGAAUCUCUUUCCAAGGAGUUUGAAGCAUUAAUGACUGAGAAGAAAUCUUUAAAUGAAGAGAUCCAGAAUUUAAAGCAGCAAUUGGAAGAAACAGAAUCCAAACUGAGAGAGAGUGUAGAAAUCUCUGAUAAGUGCAAGUUCCAAAUGGAUAGUGUAAAAGUGGCACAGCAAGCUGUGUCUGUAGCUGUACCAGAUGAGGCUGAAGAGCAAGUCUCUUUGAAGACAAGUCCUAGUUCAGAAUAUUCAGUACCCAUCCCUUUGGAGAACAGUGUCAUGGCAGAUGUCAGUGCAAAUGAGGGUAUGAGUUCACAUGAUGAAAUUAAUACCUACAUACAGCAAAUUGAUCAGCUUACAGAAAGAAUUAAAGAACUAGAAGAAGAAAAGAAGAUAAGAGAAGCAAUAGGCCAUUCUUUUGAAGAUAAGAAAGAUGCCAUACUGAACCAACUAGAAGCAAAAGAUAUUGAGCUGAAAACUCUCCGUGAAGAAGUUACCCAGAUAAACCUGUUAAAUGAGAAAAUCCAAGAGGAACUUGUCAAAGUCACCAAAUUGAAGGAAACAGUAGAGUUAGAGAAGGAUGAUCUAGAAGAAAGACUUAUGAAUCAAUUAGCUGAACUUAAUGGAAGCAUUGGAAAUUAUCAACAAGAUGUCACAGAUGCCCAAAUGAAAAAUGAGUUACUGGAAUCUGAAAUUCAGAACCUUCAAAAAUGUAUGUGUGAACUGGAAGAAGAAAAGCGGCAAGCAGUUAAUGAAAAAAACAGAAUUGAGUCAGAAAUCCGGAAGGAAUACUUAGAGAAGCUACAAAGUGCUCAGAAAGGAGGACAUGGCAGUAAAACUCAUACAAAAGAACUUCAGGAGUUGUUGAAAGAGAAGCAACAAGAGGUAAAGCAGUUGCAGAAGGACUGUAUCAGGUAUCAAGAGAAGAUAAGUGGUCUAGAGAGGACUAUAAAGGCUCUGGAAUUUGUACAAAAUGAAUCACAGAAGGAACUGGAGAUGGUCAAAGAAAACCUAGCUCAAGUAGAUGAAGAUCGUAAGAAAGUCCAAGCAGAACUGGACUACUGCAAAGUGUUGCUGGAUGACACUCAGAGUGAAGCAGCAAGGGUUCUAGCAGACAGUCUCAAAGUGAAAAAGGAACUUCAGUCAAAUAAAGAGCUUGUUAAAAGCCAAAUGAAGCAAAAGGAUGAAGAUCUUGAAAGAAAACUGGAACAAGUCGAAGAUAAGCACAUGAAAGAGGUCAAGAACAUGCAAGAGAAGUUGGAUGCUUUGCAAAGAGAAAAGGUCCAUUUGGAAGAGACUUUUGGAGAAGUUCAGGUUACCUUAAACAAAAAAGAUCAAGAAGUCAGGCAGCUUCAGGAAAACCUAAACAGCACUUUAGCCCAGCUUGCAGCCUUCACCAAAAGCAUGUCUUCUCUACAGGAUGAUCGGGAUCGAGUGAUAGAUGAGGCUAAAAAAUGGGAAAGAAAAUUCAGUGAUGCUAUUCAAACAAAAGAAGAAGAAAUCCGGGCUAAAGAAGAGAAUUGUAGUGUUUUAAAAGACCAUCUAAGGCAGAUGUCCAUCCACAUGGAGGAGCUACAGAUUAAUAUAUCUAGACUUGAGCAUGACAAACAGACCUGGGAAUCAAAAGCCCAAACAGAGGUCCAGUUUCAACAGAAAGUCUCUGAAAACCUACAGGGAGUAAAUAAAGGACUCAUGUCUCAGCUAGAAGAAUCUAAACAAAUGUACUCUAAUUCUCAGAAUGAGUUAGCUAAAUUGGAUGCAGAAGUUAAGUCUUUGAGAGACUUAUUAACUGAAACAAAUAAUUCUUUUGCAAAAUGUAAGGAAGCCAAGGAAAAAUUUGAGGGAAUCAUAAAGCAACAAGAGACUGAUAUCCAGAAUUCCAAGUUCAACUGUGAGCAGUUAGAGACUGAUCUGCAAGCCUCUAGAGACCUGACUUCUAAACUGCAUGAAGAAAUUAGUACUAAAGAUCAAAAGAUUAUCACACUCCUUUCUACUAAAGAGGAGGCAGUCUUGUUAGCUAUCUCUGAAUUACAACAACAACAUGGCAAAGAAGUUAAAGAGUUGGAAAACCAACUGACCCAGAAAGAAGAGGAGAAAGCUGCCUUAGAAGAUGAGAAAAAGAAGGCUGUAGACAAAACUAGUCAGCUCCUAGAAGCAAUGAGAACUCUCAAAAAAGACAGCAAACAACAGAAGGCCCAGUUAGAUUCCUUUACUAAAUCCAUGUCUUCUCUCCAAGAUGACCGAGAUCGAAUUCUAGGCGACUACAGACAGCUAGAGGAGCGGCAUCUCUCUGUGAUUUUGGAGAAAGACCAGCUUAUCCAAGAGGCUGCUGCUGAGAACAAUAAGCUAAAGGAAGAAAUCCGAUGCUUUCGGAGCCAGAUGGAUGAUAUCAAUUCUGAAAAUGCCAAGUUUAGUGCAGAAUUGUACCAGAGGAUAUCAAUGAAGGAUUAUCAGCAAAAGAAGCUCCUUGAUGCUCGACUUCAGCAGAAUCAAGAGCUAGAAUAUGAAAAGUCCAAGUUAGAAGGAAAGCUAAAAGAGUCAGAAGCAGCAAGGGAAGAUCUAAAAAGGUCUUGUGAUGCCCUACAGGAGGAGAAGCAAACCUUGACUAAGGAAAUUGAGAACUUGAAAAUGUCUGUUUCACAACUAAAAUGCCAGGUGACAACUUUGCAACAAGGGAGUUCUUUAGGAGAGUUUCAGGCACAAUUAAAAGGUGGGGAAGAAGAGGUUCAGAGAUUGGGCAUCACCCUCUCCCUCUCUCAGAAGAAAGUCACAGAACUAGAAGAAGAAUUAGUACAUGUACAGAAAGAGGCUGCUAAGAAAGUAGGAGAAAUUGAAGAAAAGCUAAAGAAAGAAUUGAAGCAUCUCCAUCAUGAUGCGGGGAUAAUGCGCAAUGAAACUGAAACAGCAGAAGAAAGGGUAGCUGAGCUGGCAAGUGAUUUGGUAGAGAUGGAACAAAGACUACUCAAGGUUACCGAAGAAAAUAAAGACCUUAAAGCUCAGAUUCAGGCUUUUGGGAAAUCUAUGAGUUCCUUGCAAGACAGUCGAGACCAUGCUAAUGAAGCGUUACAGGACCUAAAAAAGAAACACAGUGCCAACCUUGAGGAACAGCAGUAUCUUAUAGGUGCUUUGAAGAAAGAGGUGGCUCAACUGAGAGAGGAGCAGAUGCUGUUGAGUAGAGAGAGAGAUGAUCUUGUUUCUAAAGUUGCUUCUCUGGAGAGCCACACUGAAGAUGAUAGCUCACUAUCUCACCUUGAGAAGCUUAACCAACAGCUCAAAUCUAAAGAUGAGGAAUUAUUUCACUUGUCCUCACAGUUGGAGGGUUCCUCCAACCAAAUACAGUCCUUUUCUAAGGCCAUGGCCAGUUUACAGGUUGAAAGAGAUCAUCUCUUGAGUGAACUGGACAAAUUCCGAAAGUCAGAAGAAGGAAAACAGUGGUCAUCAUCCCAACACUUUACCAGCCCUUCUGAAGUACAGAGCUUAAAGAAAGCAAUGUCUUCACUACAAAAUGACAGAGAUAGACUGCUGAAGGAGUUAAAGAAUCUACAACAGCAAUACCUCCAGGUCAAUCAGGAGAUCUCUGAGCUACGUCCACUGAAGACUCAGCUUCAGGAGUAUCAGGAACAGACAAAUAAUUAUCAGUCUCUCCAGGAACAACUCAAGCAGGAAAAUCUCGCUUGUCAACAGGAGCUACAACACCUCAAAGGGGAGAAGAAUACUUGGGAAGUCCAGGAGAAGCGGGUUAGAGAGCAGUACCUGAUGGCCCUCUCUGACAAGGAGCAGCAGCUGAGCCACCUUCAGAAUCUGGUGCAGGAGAUGAGGUCUGCACCCUCUCAGCAGCCUUCUGCCCUCUCAGAGCAAUACCAAAGACAGGCAUCCCCACAAACAACAACUUCCCCAGAGUCAUUGAGAGCCCUGGAUUCUGAGGUUGGGCUCCUCAAGGCCCAGCUUAAUGACAGCUUGAAAGAAGUUCACCAGAAAGAGUUGAGAAUCCAACAGCUGAACAGCAAGCUCUCUCAGAUCUUUGAAGAGAAAAGUUCCCUUUCCAUUCAGCUUCGUGGUAGCAGUCAGAGUCUCCGUGAAAGCCAUCAGCGCUAUAAUGACCUUUUGAAUCAUUGUACAGGCCUAGAGAGACAGAUUCAGGAGCUGCAGCCACCAAGCAAGGAAAUGGGAACACUCACAACAGAUGCUGCCCCUGGAGCUCCUCAGGAAAAGAACGAACCCCACAGAGAGGGUGACCCUAUGGAGCUAAGAGAGCUGCAACUUAGAUUUUCUGAGGCCCAGCAAGAGCAAUGUAACACUAGACAAGAGGUGAGCCACUUAAAGAAUUUGUUAGAAGAGGAACGGGACCACCGGCUAGCUGCUGAAGAAGCCCUCUCUGAGGCUCAGGAGGAGAUUAGGAGGCUGGAAUCAAAUGAGUGGCCCCUUGCUCAGAAUUCCAGUAUCAGUGACUGCAACUCACAUGAGCAGAUGGUAUUAAUAGAGCCUGUGAACAGUUCCUUCCGAAAGACCAGGAGCAAUGUUGGAUGGAGGCGAAUCCUGCGUUCACUCUGCUAUUCCCGGACCCGGGUACCCUUGCUGGCUGCUGUUUAUAUUUUCAUGCUCCAUGUCCUGGUUCUUCUCUGUUUUACUGGUCACCUAUGAGCUUAGCUUCCACCUGUCAGGUUUCUCUUCUUAGAGCCACAGUCUUGAAUUCUCCUGUCCCUAGUCCCAGGACCAAAUGCCUCCAUGGACAGCCUUACUUAUCUAGGCUCAUCCCUUAAUGUCUUCCUGAGGGGAUAAUAUCUGCAAAAUUCAGAAGCACAUCUGGGCUCUUUGUCAUAAAAAGAAGGAGCUGAGAUACUAGAAAGUCUGCUUUCUUCCACUGCCCUCUGCCUCAUGUUUAGGCACAAGUAUCAUCAUGUGUAAACACAAAUAUUUUGUAAAUAUAGUGCCUAUUCCUACCCCUACAGAGUAGAGUCUGGGGAAGUGUCCAUCUUCCAUUACCAAUUCUAAUAAGCUCAAGGAGCUGAGGUUGUUCCUAGGACCACAGUUAUUUGGAAUCAUCAUCUUGGUAGGCACUGCCCUAAAGUGCAUAGCCUCAUGAAGCACGUGAUAGGAUCCAUUCUGGAGACUGAGAACUGAGGAGCACCUUCCUUGUUGCUAGGCUUCUGGUCACUAAGGACAUCCUAGGGGAGGAAGAUGUCUCACUUCCAGUCACCCUUCCCUGAUCUUGAGAUAGGGUGAGAAUGUGUACCAGUGGGCUAUGAGGCUGAGGUCUGUGAUCCCUGUUCCCCUGCAUAAGUACAGUCUGUGAGAAUCCUUUAGCAUGGAUAUUUAAAUUAAAUGAUCAACACUUGCCUUUUUCCCCAGACUCUGAAGAAAGAGUCUGUGGUUGAGGUAGCUGUUUCCUGGCACACUCAUGUUAUUUGUCCAUCCUGGGACUUGGAGACAGUGAGCCAGUAUUAAGUGAAUUUAAGUUUCUUGAAGCAGAGAAGAGUAGAGUUACACUCUAGCCCUCUAUUAGUGUCCAUAUUCAUUCCCUUUUCCUCCCCUUUAUCUCUAAUAAAUAACCAAAAAUUUAAAAAAUCAAACUCAGCUGUUGAUCUCAGGGAUGCCAGUUUCUCAGUCUCCUAGUCAACUGCUUGCUUAUAAUUAAUUACCAGGGACUGGUACAAGUAGAGAAAGCUGUAGAGAAGAGAUGAUGAAAUCCAACCUUGAGUACUACUGCCUAAACUGAAAUCUGUUUGCCACCUCACCCCUCUGCCAAACUGAGAUGGUCCUGGCCAUUUCCUCCUUCCUUACCACCAGCCACCCUUUCUGUCCCCUACUCAUUUUCACUGUUCUAGAGAAAUGAUGGGAGGAUCAUCCAACUGCUGUGUUCUGAAUCUUUUUCCCUAUGUUGACCAAAUUCUUAGUCACAGCUCCCCAUGAAACUUCCCUAACACUUGUAAAAAACAAAAUAAAAUUAUUUUCAGAUUUGAA